Molecule: messenger RNA, 1020 nt
Organism: Fusarium venenatum
Lineage: Eukaryota; Fungi; Ascomycota; Sordariomycetes; Hypocreales; Nectriaceae
Source: RefSeq, a predicted model, not a curated record
AUGGCUCAAAGUAUCCCCCAGAAUGUGAUCGAGGGACUACAAAGUAUGCUCCCAUCAACCGACAGAUCAGACGACAAGGGAAAAGAACCAGAAGUUCUAGAAGAUGAGAUUACUCCCGUCGACAUAGUCAUUGCACGAAUCAUGCUCUCAAAGGGAAAGAAGCUACCUCCAGAUGUUGUCGAUAUUAUCCUCGAUUUCGCAGAGUACUGGGCUCAUUCAAGCAAUGAAGUUGACUUUAAACUUCAACAUCAGAAUCCUCUGACUGUCAACGGUGGAAGUCCUACUCAGAACAAAUUUGUUCUUCGGUCUUACCCUGUGGGUCUAACUGGUCUUCAAGGCAGACAAGCGCUCGCUGAGAUCCUGGCGUAUGACAUGACUGAAGCGAAGCCUCAAAAGUUGGAGAAGGAGCAUGGGAAGCCCUAUUUUGUCGGAUUGGCGAAUUAUCCUACGCCAAAGUUGCAGUAUCCUGUGAGAAAGGUGGUGUUUACCAUUCGCAGUCAUGAUCAGGGAUGGUGUAGUGAGCCGGAGAAUCGAAAGACGUAUAAUGGGUCUUGGACGUGGUUUGAAGCUGGUUUGGAGAAGUUUGAUGCCGAGCAGACAUGUGAUCCAUUGUGCACAUACGACGUCCGGUACAAGUCCAACACCUCAGAAGCCGUACCUCUCCCCGUCUGCGCUCUCCGUCCUAUCUACCCUGAAAUUGAACCAAUUUCGAAGGAAAAAAUGGGCUACUCGCAUCCCUUGCAACCCCAAGACAAAUGGGUCAUCCAGCACAACAAGACAGCUCACCGUACGUGGCAGGAUCAUGUGGUGACGUGGACAUGGCAAGACGACAUCAAGCCCGAGUCUGACGCUGCGGAGGAGAUGAGAAAGGAGACGGGUAGAGGUCGAGACACGGCUGAUGGAUCGUUUGUAAGGGACUUGAAGAUGGGAGAUGUGAUUACUGUAUGGGCCAAGGCGAGAUUCUCGGCGUGGGUGAAUUUUGUUGAGUCGAUCAAGAUUGACGUCUACUGGGCUGUUUAA